CAGAUAUGAUAAAUGUCAAUCACUUGACGUUUGAGAAUUUUGAAUGUUCUUUCUUUCAACUUGACGUUUAGCUGGUCUAAAUUGGACAAAGCGAAAAUGGUGAACGUACCAAAACAGCGCAGGACGUACUGCAAAAAAUGCAAGUGCCACAAAGUACACAAAGUCUCACAGUACAAAAAGUCCAAGGAGAGGCACGCUGCGCAGGGUAGAAGACGUUAUGACCGUAAACAACAAGGAUAUGGUGGCCAGUCCAAACCCAUCUUCAAGAAAAAGGCAAAAACCACUAAGAAAAUUGUGCUUCGUUUGGAGUGUGCAGACUGUAAGGUGAGGUCCCAGGUGGCACUGAAGCGCUGCAAACACUUUGAGCUGGGCGGAGACAAGAAGAGGAAGGGACAAAUGAUUCAGUUCUAGGCUGCCUAAUAAAUAAGUUUACAAAAA
Messenger RNA from Maniola jurtina (meadow brown), 438 nucleotides. RefSeq names its product 60S ribosomal protein L44 (gene RpL36A). NCBI's taxonomy places the organism in Eukaryota, Metazoa, Arthropoda, Insecta, Lepidoptera, Nymphalidae. Gene Ontology annotation, molecular function: structural constituent of ribosome. The transcript has 3 exons. Gene Ontology annotation, biological process: translation. The record is from RefSeq and is a predicted model, not a curated record. The coding region runs from base 97 to 411 and encodes 104 amino acids. Gene Ontology annotation, cellular component: cytosolic large ribosomal subunit; ribosome.